Molecule: messenger RNA, 1804 nt
Organism: Durio zibethinus
Lineage: Eukaryota; Viridiplantae; Streptophyta; Magnoliopsida; Malvales; Malvaceae
Product: homeobox protein knotted-1-like 6
Biological process (GO): regulation of DNA-templated transcription
Cellular component (GO): nucleus
Molecular function (GO): DNA binding; DNA-binding transcription factor activity, RNA polymerase II-specific
Source: RefSeq, a predicted model, not a curated record
ACUGCCAGUGCCAUUUUGGCUACUCAUUGAGGUUCCGAUGAGGGAGAAUGAAAUCCUCACCUUAAAUGUUGCACUAUCAAUCUUACGGUAACUACUGUUUUCAUUACGGGGCUAGCAUCAUGGUGUAGAAUAGGAGGUGAAGCAAACGCGAUAAAUAACAGCGUGGAGUAGCUUACGAAAGUAUGGAAAGAAGUAACCGAGGGCCAGACGGGCAGUGCAGGUUCAGAGCUUCUCCUUGUUUGUACGCUAAAAAUCUUAAAAUCACGCUCUCCUAAGUGAUUACUCUUUCUCUCCCCCGAGUACUUCUCCAUUUCAAUCAUUGUAAGCAAAUGGCCAUUUAAAACCCACUGGAAAUACACCUUUCACUUCCAUUACUUAACACAUUGAUUAUUCAAAACCAACAUAAUAAUAAUAUCCCCUCUCUUUACUCUUUUAUUGCUUUAAUUCUCCGUUCUAUAUUUUCUUUUCUACUAGUAGCAGUUUUCUUUUCUUUCCUUUUCCCCGGUAGAAAAAGCUUGCCACUGUUCUUACUUCUUUAACUGCUACUUAUUCUCUUUCCCACUAGCUCAGACUCUCUUUCUCUAAGCUAGAGAAAAGGAUUCUUUGUAGACCCACAUCUCUGAUCUUUCUUUCUUUCUUCUUCAUCAUCGUCUUCCUUCUCGUUGUCUUAAAAGCAAUCAACCAUGGAGGAACUGUGCGGUUUCCAUUCUUCGGCUACUACAGCUGCUUACUCCAUGGAGACCCAAACGGAAAACGUAUUAAGUCCUCCUGGAAAGCACCCAGGUUUUCCGUCUCAGGCUGUUGCUUUUCCGGAGCAUGUGUUUGGGUCAGGGCAGUUGCUGUCUGGUUCGUCUGGGAUAUCAGAUGCUGAUUCAAUGGUUGCGGAGAUUCAAAGAGGUGGCUCUGAAGAAGAGGUUUCUAGUGCAAUUAGGGCUAAGAUUGCAUCUCACUCUCUUUACCCUAAACUUCUUCAGGCCUACAUAGAUUGCCAGAAGGUGGGAGCACCGCCGGGGAUAGCGAAAAUGUUAGAUGAAAUCGAUGGAGGAAGCGACGUUAGCAAGAGAAGCGACAUAGUUCCGAGUUGCUUGGGUGCCGAUCCCGAGCUUGAUCACUUCAUGGAAACUUAUUGCGAAAUGUUGGUGAAGUACAAAUCAGAUCUGUCAAAGCCAUUUGAUGAAGCUACCACAUUUCUCAACAGUAUUAAAACGCAGCUUUCUCAUCUCUGCAAUGAUGAAGCUGCGGGAUCAUCUGAAGAAGACUUGAGUGGAGGUGAGAUGGAAGCACCGGAGGAUUACCAGAUAAAUGAAGAGCGUGAAUUUAAGGAGAAACUCUUACGGAAAUAUAGUGGUUAUAUUAGCACGCUUAAGCAUGAAUUUUCAAAAAAGAAAAAGAAAGGAAAACUACCUAAAGAAGCAAGGCAGAUAUUGCUUGACUGGUGGAAUGUUCACUACAACUGGCCAUAUCCUACGGAAGUGGACAAGGUUGGCCUUGCUGAAGCAACAGGGCUAGACCACAAACAGAUAAACAACUGGUUUAUAAAUCAAAGAAAACGUCAUUGGAAGCCAUCGGAGAACAUGCAAAUUGCUGUUAUGGACAGUUUAUAUGGGCCGUUUUUCAUGAAUGACUAAGGAUUGCCUGUGUCUGUAUAUAUUCUUGUUCCGGAACUUUGAUGUCGAACGAAAUGCUUAUAAUCAUUAUCAAAACGAUUGAACAAUUUGUUUAUUCUGAUGUAUUAUGUUUUGCUUGCGUAGAUUCAGAGUCUAAUUCUUGCCGCACCAUGAUGAUAUGCUGCCCCAGUUGUGUU